This is a messenger RNA of Schistosoma haematobium, 2354 nucleotides long. RefSeq lists its product as uncharacterized. The record is from RefSeq and is a predicted model, not a curated record. The transcript has 3 exons. Bases 341 to 712 code for a protein of 123 amino acids. Lineage: Eukaryota; Metazoa; Platyhelminthes; Trematoda; Strigeidida; Schistosomatidae.
CAUUACAUUACAUAAUGAUUACUGACAAUGUGAUACUAAUUCACACCCACACACAAACAUACAUAUAUACAUAUAUACACACACAAGUAUAGAAGUAUGUAAUGGUAGACAUGCAUAAAUAUCAACAUAACCUUGACCUACCAAUUUAUUAAUUAAACCUGACAUAGAUACAUAUAAAUACAUAAAUGUGAUAGAAUUUACCGAAAAAUCAAACCAAAUCACUUUUCUAUCAUCAUACUUAUCAUUAUAAAAUUCUAAUUGAAACAAACAAUAGUGUCUAUCUUGAAACGGAUUUGAAUUUUUCCCCCUUCCAAAAACAAAAAAAAAAGAAGAAAACACAAUGAAUCUCUUAUGGAAUUCUAAUAAAUCAUUAUCAAAAUCAUCCAUAAAUCAUGAUUUAGAAGUGAUUGUUGUUGGUUUAAAUAAAACUGGAACUAGUUAUUUAAAAUCUGCAUUAGAAAUUUUAUAUCAUGGUACAACCUGUUUACAUUAUACUGAUUUGAUUUAUCAAUCAAAUGAUAUAAUAGAAAAAUGGUUAGAAUUACAUUUAUGUCAAUAUCAAACAAAAUUAAAUGGAUUUCAAUAUAAUAAACAAGAAUUAUUAAAAUUAUUAUUAAAAAAUUAUAAAUCUGUAUCCGGUAUACCAAUUACAUCAUUUUUAAAUGAUUUAAUACAAAUGUAUCCUAAUGUGAAACAGCAAAUCUACAACUGAAAAACAUCUGGAACUCAAAGCAACUGUCAACCAACACCAAAGUCAGAAUUUUCACUACUCUAUGGAGUGGAAACUUGGAGAAUUACAAAAGCCAUCAUCCAGAAGACACAAGUGUUUAUUAAUAGUUGUCUACGCAAAAUACUUCGGAUCCGUUGGCCAGUCACUAUCAGCAACAACCUACUAUGACGGAGAACAAACCAGAUUCCAGUGGAGGAAGAAAUCAGAAAGAAGCGCUGGAAGUGUAUAGGACACACAUUGAGGAAAGCAUGCAAUCGCGUCUCAAACCAAGCCCCUCAUAUGGAAUCCUCAAGGCUCAAGGAGGAGAGGAAGACCAAAGAACACAUUACUCCGAGAAAUGGAGACAGACGUGAGAAGAAUGAGUAACAAUUUGAUAGAACUAGAAAGGAAUGCCCAGGACAUAGUGAGUUGGAGAAUGCUACCUGGAGGACUAUUAGGGGUAACAGGCGUAAGUAAGUUAUUUUAACAGUACGUAAUGCUGAAUUAUGGCAUGCUGCUUGUCGUACAAAUCUUAUACCAUAUCAAUCAAAUGAAUCAAAAUUACAAAAAUUUUUUUAUAAAUUUUCAUUAUUUACAUGGUUAAUAAAAUUAAAUCAAUUAAAAUUAUUAUCAUUACAAAAUACAUUAGGUAAUAAAAUUAAUUUAAAAAAUGAUAAUGAAUUAAUUCAUGCCUAUAGUCGUUGGAAUGAUUAUGUUCAAUUAAUUGUACCAAAAGAUCGUUUAUUAAUUUAUAAUAUAAAACAAGGUUGGUUACCAUUAUGUGAAUUUUUAAAUAAACCAAUACCAUGUUGUACAUUUCCUGGUAGAAAUACAAUAUUUCUAUGGUCAUAUUUAUUACGUCAUUUAAAAAAAUUAUUUCAUUUUAUAUUGUAUACUUUUAUUUAUUUAUUUAUGAUUUAUUAUUUUUUAAAUAUUUUCCGAUAAAUAUGUAGGAGGAUGCUUUAUUUUUUUGUCGUUGAUUGUUUAUUAUUAUUGUUCUGCCUUGGAUACUACAGAUACACACGCUUACACAUACAUACACACACACGCACAUAGUGAACUACUCACAACUCGAAAAAAAUAAACAAACACACAUAUAUACACAUAUUAAUGAAUUCUGUAUUAUGAUUAUUCUAUUAUUGGACUGUUCUUUCAUUAUUAUUAUUAUUAUAAUCCUCUGACAAAUUGUUAAUUAUUUAUGGAAUAUGAUUUUAGGUAAGCCAUUUUAAUAAUGUGGGUGUGUGUGUACGUGCGGAUUUUUUCUCUCUCUGUUUGUUUAUUGUUUACAAAUUACUUCUUUUGUAUACAUAGUUCAAAUGCGCGUUGUUUUCUUUUAUUUUUAGUAACCAAAUGUGAAUAGACCUUGUAAAUAAAUUAUUUUUUGUUAAUAGGUCUAUUCUAAUUUGUUUAUCCAGUUCGGUGACAAUUAGUUAUUGAUAAAUGAUGAAUGCGCCGGAUAUUAGUUUUUGGUUCUUUCAAUUCCGUAAACAACAACGCCACUGGGAGAAGGUAGUGAGUAGGAUUUUUCUGUCAGUGGCUAUAUACGCGUGGCUAUAUGGGAGCAUUUUGAGAGGGAGAGGGGACUUUUUCUCCCUCGGCCGUAUCAGGGAAUUUGGUGGUUAGUGAACAGGGAUGAUCCAUCUCG